CUCCUGACUUGAAUCUUCAUCGAACGAAACGCCCACUCCAUCGCACCUUUUGUGUCGCAUUCGUGUUUCCGUGUACACGUCAAGUACUACAUUUAGAUUCAGAUGAAUCCCGAAACCAUGUCGCAUCUACCUCUUACAAAGCACGAGAAUUCAGCGACAAUGCCUUACCGAAAGAUCAAAGUAAAGGACAGUAUCAUUCACAUCAUACACCUGCCCGGUGGACAGCAGGUCAUCUGCUGUUCAUGGUAUGGGACAUUUAGAGUCUGUGAUUUGGAGACGGGCGCCCAGGUCGAGGAAUGGGAGGACAAAAAUCCAGGAGUGGAGACCAUGGCAUUGUCGCCGAGCGGCAAGACAAUAGCAACUGGGGAUUGGGGUGGCGUAGUGAAAUUGUGGGACGUCGGCACAGGCAAGGUCAUCAAACAUUGACGGGGCGCACAAGGCUAGUGCGUCCUAUGUGCUGGAGUCCAGAUGGAGGGCGACUGGUGAUCGGAUCCGGAGAUGGAACAUUCAGAGUGUGGGAUGUCAAGAGCGGACUCGGAGAAACUAUCCUGGGACCAAUCAGGGCAGGGGACAAGCACAUUUGGGCGGUUUGUUACUCACCCGAUGGCAAGAGGAUUGCCACAGCGGUAUAUGGGCUGAAAAUUUGGGAUGCUAACUCAGGCGAACUGCUCAAAGCAUUGGAAGGUUUUUUUUCGUGCCUGGCAUGGACCUCAAAUGAAAAAACACUUAUCGCCGGCGGAACCAGAAUCACGAAAUUCGACACAGCCACCUGGUCACAAAUAGCUGUCAUUGAGACGCCCACACGAUUGUGCACUAUUUCACUAUCUCCCAACGAGCGCAUCCUCGCAGGUAUACCACUGGCACUGAGCAAUACAGCAUAUUUAUGGAACCUUAGCAAGACAGCAUAUCUAUGGAACCUCGAAACCGAUCAACUUAUCAAAACAUUAUAUCACGCUGAAGACUCCGAGUACCGUGCUCAGCCUAUCUUUUCUGCAGAUGGAAAGUUCCUUAUCACUAGCUGCGAAGACUACCUAUACAGAUGGGAUCUUUCCGCUAUCGUCAAAGAGGCUGGCCUUCCAUUAGAAAUUCUUGAUGCUCCACCACAACCAGCAGUAAAGAAGAAAGGUGCUUCUCAUAUACCCCCAGGGUUCUUUGACGAUGACAUACGAAAGGCUAAUGAGCGCAUUCGUCUAUCCCAAUCCCAUGGACCAUAUCGCCACCCAACUCCAGCACCACGUCAACGCGCCCUCAGUCGAUUUUCCUCCUUAUGGCGUGACUCAAAUUCGCACAGGGAAACUGACCACCAUGGGCGACCUCAGUCCCACCCUCUUAGCUGGACUCGAAAUCUUGGUAUACUACGCAGACGAGAUGCAUCAGGCAUUGAGUUGCAAGAGGUCGAGGUCCCUUACACAGCGGGCAAGCCUAGGAACUAUCAUGCAAGAAAGAAGAAGCCAGUUGCUAGCUCAUCUCGAGCUUCUAAUACUCAUACCACGCAACCUAGCUCGUCUUCACAACCACCACCUUCAACGGCCGCUGCCUCGACACUUUCCGCAGUUACUGGUACUGCUGGAGCAUCAGGAAGUCCUCAUGCCACAGAUAUCGGAUGGUGCGCUCGUUUUGUGGGCUGUAUUUGCUGCGCAUCUGUUCAGAACGCAGACGGUCACCAUUAGUCAAGCGACACUUUGGCUUCUGUGUUUCGUUUGUGUUUCAUCUAUAACUAAUUCUUCACGACCCACUCUUCUGUCAUCGUAUAGUACCUCCUGGUUAUUUCACAAGUAUGUUACAGUGUGUAGUACCAAUAUCCAUCAGUCAUACAUGCAUCAGCGGGAAGUAUCGCGCU
Suillus bovinus is the source of this 1840-nucleotide messenger RNA. RefSeq names its product quinon protein alcohol dehydrogenase-like superfamily. The transcript has 5 exons. The record is from RefSeq and is a predicted model, not a curated record. NCBI's taxonomy places the organism in Eukaryota, Fungi, Basidiomycota, Agaricomycetes, Boletales, Suillaceae. Gene Ontology annotation, molecular function: protein binding. The coding region runs from base 297 to 1670 and encodes 457 amino acids.